Messenger RNA from Eruca vesicaria subsp. sativa (arugula), 651 nucleotides. Lineage: Eukaryota; Viridiplantae; Streptophyta; Magnoliopsida; Brassicales; Brassicaceae. The record is from the annotation of a GenBank genome assembly.
AUGGGCUUAACUUGCAUAACAACACGUAACUUGGAUGCGCCAAAAUCUGUUUGUCUUCCACACACACUCUGUGAUUCAACAACAUCAGUUAACGGUGACAACAAGGGUUCUGUGACCAGACAUUCUGAACUAUCAUCAAAAGAGGAAAUGGCAUCUGAUGCUUCUAGAGGAUCUGAGGCUGAGAUAUCGUGCGAGGAAAAUGCCAGCACUAAACAGUUAAAUGGAGAGGAUAACGUUAGCCAAUCUGAAAUCAGGAAGAAUAAGGGAAGGCUGAAAAACGGACGCGGAAGAACUCAAAGCCAAGGUGGAAGGGCUGGAAAAUCUCAAGGUUUCACGCCUAAUAGUUUUGAUAGGGUCCUUUUAGACGCUCCUUGUUCUGCUCUUGGCUUGAGACCUCGUCUUUUCGCUGGACUGGAAACUGUAAUAUUGUUGAGAAACCAUGGAAGGUCCCAGCGGAAAAUGUUUGACCAGGCUGUUCAACUGGUAUGCGUUGGUGGAGUUCUCGGAUACUCAACAUGCACAAUUAACCCUAGCGAGAACGAGGCAGUGGUUCGCUAUGCUCUAGAUAAAUACAAAUUUCUCUCGUUAGCACCACAGCAUCCUAGGAUCGGCGGCCCUGGUCUAGUUGGUCGAUGUGAAUUCCCCGACUGA